CAUCUCGAAGAAGAAGAAUAUAACUCCUGUAGCUGCAGCUUAUGACACUAACGGCGGAGUGUUUGUCAUCUGUGCCCUGAGCGUGUCCGUGUUUGAUGCUACAGCUCUGCUCUGACUGUGGAUCUCCAUCCUCGCUGCCGUUGUCCGUGUGUUUUCUGUACAGAAAAUGCAGAAAAGAAGGAAGCCGGAGCCAAUCCAACUCAACCCGAUCCCGGAUGGAAACACUAUCAAUGGCACAGGAGCCACAGAAACCAACUUGGAGGCAUUGCAGAAGAAACUGGAGGAGCUGGAGUUAGAUGAGCAGCAGCGGAUACGCCUGGAGGCCUUUCUGACACAGAAGCAAAAGGUGGGGGAGCUGAAGGACGAUGACUUCGAGAAGAUCUGUGAGCUCGGUGCAGGCAACGGAGGAGUUGUCUUCAAGGUCUCCCACCGACCCUCUGGUCUGAUUAUGGCAAGGAAGCUGAUCCACCUGGAGAUCAAACCAGCGAUCAGGAACCAGAUCAUUAGGGAGCUGCAGGUGCUGCACGAGUGUAACUCCCCCUACAUUGUAGGCUUCUACGGAGCUUUCUACAGUGAUGGAGAAAUCAGCAUCUGCAUGGAGCACAUGGACGGUGGCUCCCUGGACCAGUCACUCAAGAAAGCAGGGAAGAUCCCAGAGGAAAUCCUCGGCAAAGUCAGCAUCGCUGUCAUUAAAGGACUUUCCUACCUGAGAGAGAAACACAAGAUCAUGCACAGAGAUGUCAAGCCUUCCAACAUCCUUGUGAAUUCCCGCGGUGAGAUCAAGCUGUGUGACUUUGGAGUGAGCGGACAGCUCAUAGACUCCAUGGCCAACUCCUUUGUGGGCACUCGCUCUUACAUGUCUCCAGAGCGUUUGCAAGGCACCCAUUACUCUGUUCAGUCAGACAUCUGGAGCAUGGGCCUGUCUCUGGUCGAAAUGGCCAUUGGACGCUUCCCGAUCCCACCGCCCGAUGCUAAGGAACUGGAACAGAUUUUUGGCUUUGCAGUGGAGGGAGAAGCAGCCUCUGGUGACUCCUCCCCAAAGCCGCAGCCUCCUGGGCGACCAUGCAGCUCAUACGGCCCUGACAGCAGGCCACCAAUGGCUAUAUUUGAGCUGCUUGAUUAUAUCGUCAAUGAGCCUCCACCAAAGCUACCUGGGAUAUUUAGCCCGGAAUUUCAAGACUUUGUGAACAAAUGUUUGAUUAAGAACCCAGCAGAGAGGGCAGACCUGAAACAGUUGAUGGUACACCCUUUCAUCAGGCAGUCAGAGGCAGAACAAGUUGACUUUGCUGGCUGGCUGUGCAGCACUAUUGGACUCAAUCAGCCUGUGACACCCACCCAUGGCACUGCAAUGUGAACCGCCUGUCAAACAUCACAUGGUCGUCUUUUGACCGAUUUGUAUUACGAGCGAAUUGUAUUUGUUUAUACCAGGUAUUCGUGUUAGUUUGUGCAGUCGAUAGAUAUUUAGUGUACAAAUCUACAUGCCAAGUGAAAUUAAUGUGUCGAAACAUUUCUUUGGGCUUUAUUGUUGGCCUGCCUUGAAAAGCCAUGUUUUUCUAAAGAUCAAAUUAUUUAAAUCAUGACAAAUGCUGCUCAACACGAUGUGCUUAAUAUACACCAACAUACCCCAAUGACCCUUCCGCACCAAUAGAUUGAAAUCUUUAACUUAUGCGAGUCUUGUGAAAUAAAAUUUUGACAUCAGA
Molecule: messenger RNA, 1700 nt
Organism: Solea senegalensis (Senegalese sole)
Lineage: Eukaryota; Metazoa; Chordata; Actinopteri; Pleuronectiformes; Soleidae
Gene: map2k1
Product: mitogen-activated protein kinase kinase 1
Exons: 11
Coding region: 167-1354 (395 amino acids)
Biological process (GO): protein phosphorylation
Molecular function (GO): protein kinase activity; ATP binding
Source: RefSeq, a predicted model, not a curated record